CCUGAUUUAAGUCCGGUCGGUUUACUUUCGUUUCGCCAUUGCUGGCUUUUGUCUGGAUUAUGUUUCUGCAUUCUAGGUAGAUUCUCCCCAAUGCAAUGAGCUCUGAAGCAAAUCUUGAUUCUUCUAAUUCCAUUAAAUCAGAACCUCAUGCUGCUAAGUCUCAUUCUUCGAAAAUUACUACCAACCAGCUGGAGUAUAUCAAAAAAGAGGUGGUCGGACGACUAUUUAAAGAAAAGAUAGUAUGGCCGUUUACAAAACCGGUGGAUCACCAGCGACUAAACCUCCCAGACUAUCCCAAGAUUAUAAAGCAUCCCAUGGACCUUGGUACGAUAAAACAGCGGUUAAACUUAAAAUUUUAUCACUCCUCUUCGGAAUGUCUUGAUGAUCUUUUUACCAUGUUCCGAAAUUGUUAUAUAUUCAACAAGCCAGGUGAUGAUGUAGUUGCAAUGGCAAUGAAACUUGAGCAGAUCGCUAGAGAACGCCUUAAAUUUAUGCCGACUCCUGAGACUGAAAUAUGUCCACAAAAAACCCCAAAGUCAAUCCGUCCUAUUGGGGCUCCCUUACAAGUCCAUCCUCCCAUCGAACCUAUCCAUACAACUGCUUCAACAAACCAUACUGAAGGGUUGAAUGGCUCAGCUGUUUCUGUUGAUCAGGCUACGUUACCCUUCAGACCGUCAGUAACUUCAACAUCUACCAAAAAGGCUAGUAAAAAGAAAAGCGAUUCUACAAUAGACGAAUUACCGUCAACCCCUCAAUCAUAUGAUGAUCUAUCACGCGAUCGUCGUCAAAUCAAAAAGCCCAAGCGUGAAUAUGAAGAACGUAAUGUUGGCAAACGUUUACGACUUUCCGAAGCAUUGAAGGCUUGCAGUAAUAUUCUAAAGGAUAUUUCCUCUCAGAGAUAUCGGGAUCUCAAUCAUUUUUUUUUAAAACCGGUGGAUGUCGUGGCCCUUGGACUUCAUGACUACUACGAUGUCGUCAAAAAAGCAAUGGAUCUUAGCACUAUCAAAACAAAAUUAGAGAGCGGUCAGUACCAUACAAAAUACGAUUUCGCAGACGAUGUUCGACUGAUGUUUAAUAAUUGUUAUAAGUACAAUGGUGAAGAUAGCGAAGUUGCAAGAGUAGGGAAGCAACUUCAAGCCAUUUUCGAUGAGAAUUUCGCCAAAGUUCCUGAUGAUGAGUCAGAUCCAGCCGCUUCACCUGAUGGUCGUCCUAUUGAUCAGAAUACGUAUCAACUGAUUCAGAAUGCCAUCAAAGAACAUCAGAAACUAACUAGUCAAUUUCAGCGUUUCAGCGAGGAUUGGCAGAAAAGCACGGCCAAUUUGAAUUCAAUCCUAUCAUCCUUAAGUAUGGCUGUCAGAAAAGCACCUAUUGGUCAUAACACACCCCAUGUUAAUUCAUUGCCACCUACUCAAACCGGCCUUCCAACUGUUCCACGUGCUAUUAUGAAUGACAUUGAAGAUGUAAAUAUUACCAAGAGAGGCAGACAAUCUCAAUCCAAAACUAAAUAUCGACAAUCAGGACUAGCUACCACAACACCCGCUUUAAAUACACCAUGUGUCCCAGUUACUAGCACUGUAAACAUGAGUGGCACACAUUCCCAGCCUAUGCCUGUUCCUGGAUAUGCUACAGAUGAGGAAAUGUCCGAAAACAAUGUUCGUCCAAUGACUUACGAUGAGAAACGUCAGUUAAGUUUAGACAUAAAUAAACUCCCUGGAGAAAAACUAGGUAGAGUUGUUCAAAUUAUCCAGCAACGUGAACCAUCGCACCGUGAUUGUAAUCCGGAUGAAAUCGAGAUCGAUUUCGAAACACUACAGCAUACAACUUUGCGUGAAUUGGAAAAGUAUGUGAAGUCUGUUCUGCAAAAGACAAAAUCUGGGAGUCGAAAGUAUGUGAAGAAAGGGUUAAGUGGAAUUCCACCAGGCAAGACACGUGAAGAGUGCAUGAAAGAAAAAACGGAAGAAUUAGAAAAUCGGUUGAGAGAGAUUGGCGGACUUCCUCAAGGUGCUCCUGGGUACCAUAAUGCACAUAAUCCAAAAAAAUCACAUGCUGCUAAUCGUCUCAGCGCAUCAUCAUCCAGUUCAAGUGAUUCCGAGAGUACUUCGGACUCAAGUGAAUCUGACUCUUCAGAUUCCAAAUCUUAUAAAGCAGCUUCAGACCACAAACAGUCGCAUGACCAGGUAUCUUCAACUGGCCUACAAAGUUAUUCCAAGUCGACUGUUUCUUUAUCCCCGAACUCAGGUGCCGUAACAGCUAAGACAUCGAGCAAUCAACCACCGACAUUUUCUGCACUAGAUUCUGUUGCAAGUGGUCACUGUAAUAAUGAAGUCAUCUUUGCGAAAUCUAUUGAACCAAAGACUGAGCAGAAUGAAUCUUCAGAUACAGAAUCUGAACCAAACUCCCCUCAUCAACUACCACAACCUGUCUGGUCCAUUUCAGGGUUUUCAAAAAAACCAUCUUCUGAAGAUGGUACAUUAGUUAAAACUGUCCCUACAAGUAGCUGUGCAGUCACAUCUGCUUCUGAGGUGUCUUCUACAGUUGUCGCUGCUAGAAUGCUGAAUAUAUUACCUGAUCCUGUUGAGGCAAGCGACCUUUUGCUGCCUAACUCUCAGCCUGGUAGAAAUGAAGAAAAAGAGAAACAGGCGGCAGCACUUCAAAUAAUGCGCGAAGCUCGCAGACAGUCCCAGUGGAGUUCUCGCGCGGCUGAAGAAAAAGCUAUUCGUGAACGUGAAGAGGCUGACAGGCGACGUCAGGAGGAGGAACUUGCUUUGGAGGCUGAGAGGAGAAAGGAGCAAGAGUUGCGUCGUAUUGAGGAAGAGAAACGUCUACUUGUUGAAGCUCGAAAGCGUGAUGAUAUCGCAAAGCGUAAGGCUAUGAUCGGUGCACCAGAACGCAUAAAUGCACAUGAAUUACUGACGGAAUUCGAGAAUUCAGUUGAUAUCUCUUGCAUCGAUGCUUGUUUUGCCAUGCGUCACUUUUGAAACAAUACUAUAUCUCCUACGAAGAUAUACUUUUCCAUCAUACCUCAUUUUCUGAAACGUGAAAUAAGCAAAUAAUUUCUUUUUCUGUGGUCAAUAAAUUCACACAUACCUUCUUCCGAUAAAUGGUAUUUAUUCACAUUUUGCAGUUUCUUGUCUUAAUAGACUGUUAACACUUUCUCUUUCUAUAUGUACAUAACCAGAUAGGUCUGUCAUUUUUGUACUGGUUAAUCAGUAGCUUCUGAUCAUUUGAUAUUCGAACAAUUUUUGUGUAUCCCUAAAGGAUAAACUGCUACUAAUCGGUUUCAAUAUGGUAUAUACAAAUUGGAAAAGCUGUCAACCAUGUUGCUACACUUGAGAAUUGAACAGUGAUAGACAAAUUUGAAAUUCCUUUUUAUCUAACAAAAUAAAAGGGACUUGUUUGCACUUUUUCUUACCCCAAUGAAGUUAAUGAUGUGAA
Molecule: messenger RNA, 3435 nt
Organism: Schistosoma turkestanicum
Lineage: Eukaryota; Metazoa; Platyhelminthes; Trematoda; Strigeidida; Schistosomatidae
Source: the annotation of a GenBank genome assembly